AUGUUCCAACUCAAGUCUACAGUCUUGUGUCUUGACUCAUCAGAUAAAACAGUUACUGGCAUAGGUAUUGGUUGCUGGCGCAUUACUACUACCAAGAAACCUAUAUGUAAUGCUGGCGAACUUGAUAGUAUCGCCAAGCGAGUCACUAUUCCACUCCCAGAAAUGCUAUUUGGCAACAAUAGUUUAAAGCUUGAGCAUUCGUCUGGUAUUGUUUUUGAAUUCAAUGCCGUCGAUGCAUUGGAGUUGGUUGAUGCAUCUCCCGAAGCUGCUGACAAGAUCAAAGUCGCUUGCUCAGAGCAGUGGACAAAGACCAGCUCAAAAGAGCAUGAAAAGAUUCAUCAUGUCAUCAAACCUUACGAUUGGACCUACACUACGAAUCACAAGGGAAAAUUGUAUCAAACAGAAUCUGCUGCAAAUCAUUACACAUCUGGUGAUCCAGUGCAGUUCCAACCGUCUGAAGUGGGGAUCAAUAUAAAGAAACUGAUGGAACCAGAGCCUAUUGGGUUUCAUAACGAAUUGAUCUUGUUUGAGGAUGAGCUAGCUGAUAAUGGCAUCGCAAUCCUGAAUGUCCGCGUGAGAGUCAUGCCUACUUGCUUCUUUGUUCUUCAACGCUUUUUUAUGAGAGUGGAUGGUGUUCUUUUUCGUAUCCAUGACACAAGGGUAUAUCAUGAGUUUGCCAGUGAUGCACUCAUUCGUGAAUACACAACUUGGGAAGCUUCUUAUGAUGUUGUUAAACAGGUAAAUAGGCUUACACGCCAACUGAAAUUCCAUCCAUGA
Messenger RNA from Batrachochytrium dendrobatidis JAM81, 777 nucleotides. RefSeq lists its product as uncharacterized. Bases 1 to 777 code for a protein of 258 amino acids. The transcript is spliced from 4 exons. The record is from RefSeq and is a predicted model, not a curated record. Gene Ontology annotation, biological process: TOR signaling. Gene Ontology annotation, cellular component: cytosol. Lineage: Eukaryota; Fungi; Chytridiomycota; Chytridiomycetes; Rhizophydiales.